GCUCUAUAUAUAACCCGGUGGUUCGUCCAGAGUCUAGCUCCAUCCAUUAGCAUCCAUCUCCGGCUAGCAACACAAACGACCUUCUCUUUCUCCUCUUUCUUCAGGGUAGUCGGCCGGAGUCCGGGACGAAGCCGGCGGCGAAGACUCCAAAGAGGAUCAUCAUCAGUUCAUCGCACAAAUCGACCAGCCAUGUGUAACAACAGCGGCGGCCGCGGCGGGGCGAUGGCGGCUCGGAAGGGGCCGUGGACGGAGAACGAGGACGCCCAACUGGUCUCCGGCGCACCGGCAAGAGCUGCCGCCUCCGCUGGGUCAACUACCUCCACCCGGGCCUCAAGCGCGGACGCAUCACCGCCGACGAGGAGCGGCUCAUCCUCAGCCUCCACGCCGAGUGGGGCUCCCGGUGGUCCAGGAUCGCUAGGAAGCUCCCCGGCCGCACCGACAACGAGAUCAAGAACUACUGGAGGACGCACAUGAGGAAGAAGGCCCAGGAGGAGAAGAUGCUGGCCAAGAAGAAGGCCUCAUCCUCGCCCUCCUCCUCCUCCUCCUCGACCACGUCGCUGACCUGCUCGGCCUCCCCCACGGCCACGUCGUCCUCGGCGGCCACCACCGAGGCGCCCCAGGAGAGCACUACUACUAGCAUGGACGACGAGGCCGAGCAGGAGGCCACCACGUCGGCGAGCGAGGAGAAGAAGGCGGAGGUGGUGCAGUACUGCUCCGCCGUGGACAUGGACCAGCUCUGGAACGACAUCGCCGCGUCGGAGAGCUACCCGGAGAUGAUGAUGAGCUGGGGCGCAGCCGGCCACGUGGCCAUGCCCGCCCCCGCUGUGGAGCCCUCGUCGCCGGUGUGGGAGUUCUGCGAGGAUUACUCCCUGUGGAGGAUCGACGACCAAGAGUACUACAACAAGAUCGAUCAACACGCUCUGAAUUGAGAGGCUUUCGUUACGUUUCUCUUGUUGUUCUUGUUCUUCCUAGCUAGCUAGCUUAAUUGCAUGUAUUACUAUAUACUAAUUCAUGCAUGUAAUUAUAUGUAAAACUUGAGUUGUGAGAUUAUAUUGGUGACAGCUUUUUGCGCA
Triticum aestivum (bread wheat) is the source of this 1073-nucleotide messenger RNA. RefSeq names its product nuclear localization sequence-binding protein. The transcript has 2 exons. The coding region runs from base 471 to 929 and encodes 152 amino acids. The record is from RefSeq and is a predicted model, not a curated record. NCBI's taxonomy places the organism in Eukaryota, Viridiplantae, Streptophyta, Magnoliopsida, Poales, Poaceae.